Molecule: messenger RNA, 351 nt
Organism: Penicillium canariense
Lineage: Eukaryota; Fungi; Ascomycota; Eurotiomycetes; Eurotiales; Aspergillaceae
Product: putative adhesin
Exons: 1
Coding region: 1-351 (116 amino acids)
Source: RefSeq, a predicted model, not a curated record
AUGCAGCUCUCUACCCUCACUGUCCUGAUCGCGGCCACCCUCGCUCUGGCCAACCCAACCCCUCCCCCCAAGUGCGGUACUUGCAACCCGGUGUCCGGCCAAAACAGCUGUGACAUUACCACCUCGUGUAUCAACACGGGCUCGACCUUCCACUGCGCCUGCCGUGCCGGUUACAAGGCCUCCCAGCACAAUAACGAUAUCAAGUCGCAGUUCCGCCUCAAUAUGCCCAACUACGAGUUCCUGGUUUUCGUUCCUGAGAACACCGUUUGCAACACUCUAUGUGACAACCCGUGGGCUGCUCCUGCCGAUCUUUGCAAAGAAGUGCAGAAACAUAAUGAAUGCGCCGUUUAA